Messenger RNA from Alternaria atra, 360 nucleotides. RefSeq lists its product as uncharacterized. Gene Ontology annotation, molecular function: phosphatidylethanolamine binding. Gene Ontology annotation, biological process: macroautophagy; cellular response to nitrogen starvation. The record is from RefSeq and is a predicted model, not a curated record. The transcript has 3 exons. The coding region runs from base 1 to 360 and encodes 119 amino acids. Gene Ontology annotation, cellular component: autophagosome; fungal-type vacuole membrane; cytosol. NCBI's taxonomy places the organism in Eukaryota, Fungi, Ascomycota, Dothideomycetes, Pleosporales, Pleosporaceae.
AUGCGUUCCAAGUUCAAGGACGAGCACCCGUUCGAGAAGCGCAAGGCCGAGGCGGAGCGCAUUCGCCAGAAGUACAACGACCGCAUUCCCGUUAUCUGCGAGAAGGUGGAGAAGUCGGACAUUGCGACCAUCGACAAGAAGAAGUACCUAGUACCUGCCGACCUGACCGUCGGCCAGUUCGUCUACGUGAUCCGCAAGCGGAUUAAGCUGUCGCCUGAGAAGGCCAUCUUCAUCUUCGUCGACGAGGUCCUGCCGCCUACUGCUGCUCUCAUGAGCUCGAUAUAUGAGGAGCACAAGGAUGAGGAUGGCUUCCUGUACAUCACGUACUCGGGAGAGAACACGUUCGGCGAGGCCAUCUAG